AUGCAAAACGUGGUGACAAUCUGGGCCACAGUGUGGCACUACAUGCAGUGGCUGUUUGAGACGCACGGCUGGAAGUUUCUGGGCGUCACGCUUCUCUUCUUUUUGGGGCGUCAACGCUACAGCAAAUUCGCCGCUAGCCGGCACCACCAACGGACUCUUGCAGCCGCCAACGACCCGGCGCGAGUUGCAGUGCUCCAGCGAGAAACCGCACGCGUGCGUUCAAAGCAACAGGACCUCCACACCAAGAUCAGCAAAGUGAAGGUGGAGAAAACAGCGUAG
Phytophthora infestans T30-4 is the source of this 279-nucleotide messenger RNA. RefSeq lists its product as uncharacterized. The coding region runs from base 1 to 279 and encodes 92 amino acids. The transcript is spliced from 2 exons. The record is from RefSeq and is a predicted model, not a curated record. Lineage: Eukaryota; Oomycota; Peronosporomycetes; Peronosporales; Peronosporaceae.